Molecule: messenger RNA, 2400 nt
Organism: Lathyrus oleraceus (garden pea)
Lineage: Eukaryota; Viridiplantae; Streptophyta; Magnoliopsida; Fabales; Fabaceae
Product: probable serine/threonine-protein kinase PBL28
Exons: 8
Coding region: 804-2114 (436 amino acids)
Biological process (GO): protein phosphorylation
Molecular function (GO): protein kinase activity; ATP binding
Source: RefSeq, a predicted model, not a curated record
GUCUACGUCUUCAAUAAUAAAUCGACUGGUUUAGUUUCUUACUAUACAAUGCUUAGGGUUACAAAGUGCGAGUUAUGUUUAAACAUGAGCUGUAUUCGGUGACAAGAGUACGAUUAUGGAUUAGAUAUGACCUAAAAUCAGCUUAUAAGUGAUUGAUAGAGGAAAAUCUUCACCAUACAAGCCGUUUUUUUGUAUAAGUUGAGUUAAACCCGACCUAAAUUUUAAGAUGGUAUAUCAGAAUCUAUCAAAUAUUGGACCACAGCAAUAAGGUCACCUCUAUCAGGUCACUUAGGUCACGUUUCAGAUGUCUUGUCCUUAUCGUGAAAUGUAUAAUUUGAGAAUGUAAUAGAAAAUCAUCAACUUACAACCCGAUUUUUAGGUUUGAGUUAUGCUCGGCCUAAAUUUCAAAACUCAACUCCUUCCCUUUUAAGCACUUUUAUCUUUAUCUGUUAUGAUUACUUUGUUUUUUAACUUCUGUUUACUACAACAAAAGCUCUACUACUACUAGUACUAGUAUACUACUACUACCUAUUAUCAUUGUUGAAAGAAACUUACUAGAGAAGCAUGCAAAGCGUGAGUUCAAUUCUUUCUCAAUUGUCACCUUUAUAUAAAGCAGCUAACUGUCUAAGUCUAUCCCUCUUUACCAUUUUCGGCUAACAAAUUGACUUCCAUUCUCAAUCUUAGAUCUUUCUUUGUGCUCUCUAGAAUGAGAGUUUCUUAAAUCUUUGUGAAACUACUUUAUGUAGGUGAAGAUCAGGGUCAUUUGAUAAGAGGUAAAGUUCAUGUAGUGAUUCACAUUUACAAUGCAAUUGCUUUUGAGGAUAAGGCUGCUUCUACUCAUAAUGAUUCAAAUGUUAGUAUACCUCAACAAAUCAACCGGAAAAUUAUCUUGUGGAGUAAAAGAAAAGAUAGACAGCAACAAUGAAAUUCCAACACUUACACUAUCCAUAAAAGAAUCUCAAGAGAAAAAACAAGGAGGAGGAAGAAGAGUCGCGGCCGUAGUUGGUGGUGCUGGUGCUGCUUUAGUCAUCAUUGUCAUUGUGGUGAUUAUCUAUAUCUGCUUGAGACGGUAUAGACGAUUCAAAAGACAAACAUCUGAUUCUGCUUCUUCCGUACCAUCUCAAGCUAUUGAGAUGGGAAGAAUCAACAGCUUGCAGUAUGUUAAUGCUUUCUCUCCACAUUACAUGCAGAACACAAGAUUGUUAACAAUUUCGGAGCUGGAACAAGCAACGGGAAAUUUCAGUCAAAGUAACAUUAUAGGUGAAGGAAAAUUUGGUUUUGUAUACAAAGGUUUGCUUGAAGAUGGAUCUUUUGUGGCUAUAAAAAGACGCAUGUUUGCUUUGACUCGAGAUUUCAUCCCAGAGGUCAAGCAGAUAGCUCAAAUUCAUCACAUUCAUAUUGUGAAGCUUAUAGGCUAUUAUGAAGAUAGCUAUCAACAAUUACUUGUGUAUGAAUAUCUCCCUAAUGGCAAUGUAGGGAAUCAUCUAUAUGACAAUGAAGGUUUACCUAUUGGAAAGUUAGACUUGCAGCGAAGGGUAUCCAUCGCCUUAGGCGCAUCCAAAGGAUUGGAUCAUCUUCAUGGUUUGGUCCCUCCUAUGCUUCACACAAACUUUAGUACAAUAAAUGUUCUGUUAGAUGAAAACUUUACAGCCAAGGUAUCUGAUUACGGGUUCUGCAAAUUGCAAACAAAAGUUGAUCAGGCGGGUUCAUCUUCAAAUGUUGACUACUUUCAUGAUCCAGAGUUGAGGUUAUCAGAAAACUAUUCGGAGCAAAAUGAUGUAUACAGUUUCGGAGUGUUUUUACUAGAGUUGAUUAGUGGCUUUGAAGUCCACAACAGAAACAUGUCACAACCAGACGAAAAUAUAAUAUUUCAGGCGAAAUAUAGCAGUGUUAUGGACAAGUUUAUCGACAUAACAUUGCGAGAGGAAGAAAGAGUUGCUGCUAGACGAAUGAUGAAGUUGGCUUUACUAUGUGUGGAUGUGAUUCUUAGAAGACCAUCAAUGGCACAUAUUGUGCAAGAAUUGGAAAGGAUACAAAGAGAUAUUGCUCCUUUGUAUUCUGAAAUCAAUGAGGAGAUUGGUGUGGUGACUCUUGGGAGUGAGCUCUUCAAAUAAGCCUCUCUUGAAAUUUUUCAUGUCAAUGAUGCUAGUGUUGAAGGUCAUGAUUACAAUAUUUGUUCAAGCUAGAGAAAUUAACUAGACUAAAGUGUACAAAAAUAAAAUAUUCAUGUUUUAAGGGAUACAUUUAUUGAGAAAAGUUCUCAUAACCAUGCAAUUCAGUGGAUAAGUUUCCAUUUUGAGAGUAAUUGAAAAUGAGAUAGAGUCCAUUUUCAAAGCAAUCGCCAUAGGAAUGAUAUUAUGAACUUGAGUGAGAAUUGUGAUUUUACUAACUUUGAUUUUC